Hippopotamus amphibius kiboko is the source of this 1375-nucleotide messenger RNA. It is a transcript of the gene LYRM4, whose product is annotated as LYR motif containing 4. The transcript is spliced from 3 exons. Bases 151 to 423 code for a protein of 90 amino acids. Gene Ontology annotation, biological process: iron-sulfur cluster assembly. The record is from RefSeq and is a predicted model, not a curated record. NCBI's taxonomy places the organism in Eukaryota, Metazoa, Chordata, Mammalia, Artiodactyla, Hippopotamidae. Gene Ontology annotation, cellular component: mitochondrion; L-cysteine desulfurase complex.
CGGGCCGGAGCCCGCCGGGGCCGGGGCGCGCGGGCCGCUCCCCGCGCGUGUGUCCCGCUCGCACUUCCCCGCGGCGGCGGCGGCUUGGCGGGGAGCGUUCAGCUCGGGACCUCGGCGGAGAGGACCCUCUGCGCGUCUUUCCGUCCCAAGAUGGCAGCGCCCGGCCGCGCGCAGGUGCUGGCGCUGUACCGGGCGAUGCUGCGGGAGAGCCAGCGCUUCAGCGCCUACAGCUACAGAACUUACGCCAUCAGGAGGAUAAGAGAUGCCUUCAGAGAGAAUAAGGACGUAAAGGAUCCUGUAGAAAUUCAAGCCCUAGUGAAUAAAGCCAAAAGAGACCUUGGGAUGAUCCGUCGGCAGGUAAAUGAAGUAGAUGUGACCUUGAUACAAGACCAAGUUAAAAUCUUCUGUUCUAAUUCAUACUGAUGAGGUAGAAUCGUCUGGAGAACUCUGCAGACUUGCUGAUCCCUGCGGUCCGAUGCAGCCUGGACCCCGGGAGGCCCAGUAGCUCCCAGGGUGAUCUGAUGUGCAGACAAGCCUGGGGUCCCUGUUAGGGCACCGUUAGCCUGAAACACCUUGAUUGUGUCUUGGCUUGACUGGAGGAGGGGGCCUUGUUCUUUCUACAGCUCCUCUCCAGGGAGGAUGAGUCCUGGGAAUGACUAACAGGAAGUGGGAAAACUGUCUUUUCAAGAAGGUGCUCACAGAUUUUCUGUAGAGAAGGCUUUCCCUCUGUUCCUAAUUACCCAGUGAGCAGUGCUAGCUCAGCAGGAGGCUCCGGCCGAAGAGGAAGGCCUAGACCGCCUCUGCGUCCACGCACCCAGCUGUCCUGCCGCCUUCCUCCCCGCCAUCCCACCACGUGGAGGAGGUAGUCGUGAUGUGACGCGGACGUGUCAGUGCUGUGAAAGCACACAGCCCUGCAGCUUCUUCCUGUCCAAGGCAUGGUGGUAGUGGCUGUUUCAGUUUUUGUUUUUAAAAUCCCACUGUGAAUACAACUAUCCUCUAAUGAAAAUACAUCACUAAAAUUUUGCAUAAUCCAUAAGCCCUUUGUGACUGCUUUUCUCAGUGAUUAAUAUCUUAUUUGCUUUCCUCCUCAGUGACCAAAAGUAAUUGAUAUACUAUAUUUUAAUACUUUGUAUUACACUGCUUUAACUAAUUUCAUAAGUUAUUCCAAAUGCUGACCACUAAGGAUAUUUUUUACUCAUCUAAAAAUCUGUUUAAGGUUGUUCUGUGUUGGGUGGGAGAAGGUUAUAUACAACAGUUUGAAAACAAUGCCAUAGAAAAGUCUAAAUAAAACCAAAGAAAGUAAAACUUUUAAAGGUAAAUCAUGCUAAUUUAUCAUUUAGUCAAUAGUUUUUUUUUUUUCACAUCUUAUAUUUCU